UUUUCUGCCAAAUCUCAUUUCAGCAUGGAAGAUUUAUACACAAAAGCUGCAACAAGAGGAGUAAAUGGACAUACCAAAACAGAUGAACCCCCUCCUGCGGCUCCCAGUGUUGACUCAUGCUGCAGAUCCUGGCUCAGACAGAUGACACUCUUGGUACCUGCAGACUACAAGAAUGAAACUGUUCGAUUUUUAAAACUCGCUGGACCAGUGUUCAUUUCACAGUUGAUGAGCUUCCUGAUCGGCUUUGUCAGCAUGGUGUUCUGCGGUCACCUGGGGAAAACUGAGCUGGCAGGAGUGGCGUUAGCAAUAGCGGUAAUAAACAUCACAGGUAUUUCCAUUGGCUGUGGUUUGGCGUCAGCAUGUGACACUCUCAUAUCUCAGACUUAUGGGAGUGGCAACUUGAAACGUGUAGGAGUGAUACUGCAAAGGGGAAUUCUGAUCCUCCUUUUAGCCUGUUUCCCCUGCUGGGCUGUCCUUAUUAACACUCAGCCCAUUCUGCUGGCUAUCAGACAGAGUGCAGACGUGGCCAGACUAUCCCAGCUGUAUGUGAAGAUAUUUAUGCCUGCCCUACCAGCUGCGUUCAUGUACCAGCUGCAGGGGAGGUAUCUGCAGAAUCAGGGCAUCAUAUGGCCUCAGGUGAUUGCUGGAGCAGUGGGGAAUGUUUUAAAUGCAAUCAACAACUACGCCUUCCUCACUGUCCUGGAUAUGGGGGUAGUUGGAUCUGCCGCUGCCAAUGCCAUCUCUCAGUACACCUUGGCUGUCUUCUUGUUUGUCUACAUCGUCUCCAGAGGGCUGCACAAAGCCACAUGGGGGGGUUGGUCAAGAGACUGCCUUCAGGAGUGGGGUCCUUUCCUCCACCUGGCCCUCCCCAGCAUGUUGAUGUAUUGUCUGGAAUGGUGGCUGUAUGAGAUCGCUGGCUUUCUGGCAGGCCUCAUCAGUGAGGUGGAGUUAGGAGCUCAGUCCAUAGUUUAUGAAGUGGCUGCUAUUGUUUACAUGUUUCCAAUGGGCUUCUCUGUGGCUGCCAGUGUUCGUGUUGGAAAUGCUCUCGGUGCUGGAAACACCGAGCUGGCCAAGCUGUCCAGCAAGGUCUCCUUCAUCUGCUCAUUUACUUUCUCAUGUUUCAUUGGAGUUUGUCUUGGUGUCUCUAAGGAUGUGAUCGGUUACAUUUUCACCACAGAGAAAGACAUUAUCCAGAGAGUGGCUGAGGUCAUGAAGAUGUACAGUUUCAUCCAUGUUGCAGAGGCACUUGCGGCUGCAACAGGAGGCAUUGUCAGGGGGGCAGGGAAACAAAUGGUUGGUGCCGUGUGCAACUUUGUGUGCUUUUACUUUGUUGGGUUCCCUAUUGGAGCGUCUCUUAUGUUCCCAGUCAAAAUGGGCAUUUUAGGGCUGUGGUCGGGAUUUUUGAUCUGUGUUGGGGUACAAGCCAUAUUUUUUACCAUUUUUCUGUGGAAGCUAAACUGGAAGAAAGCCACUGAAGAGGCACUGAUAAGAGCAGGGGUCAAAAAUACAAAGAGAAACUCAGUCUUUGGAAUUGAAGUCAAAGCCCCAGACCCUGAUGGGAAACAGGCCCAGGUUGCCAACUGUCAAUCUGGUUCCAUGAGUGUAGAUGAGGGGCCGCUGGAAGCACUCGGUAUGGGUCAUCAGGCUCCAGAUGACACAGCACUGUCAGUCAGGCAGCUGGUGGUGCGACGUGGGCUCGCUGUGCUGCUCAUGCUCAUCAUCCUCGCUGCUGGAGUCUUCAUCAGCGAGCUGCUCAUCAGGCUGCUUGAAUGA
Cheilinus undulatus (humphead wrasse) is the source of this 1773-nucleotide messenger RNA. Its product is annotated as multidrug and toxin extrusion protein 1-like. The record is from RefSeq and is a predicted model, not a curated record. The coding region runs from base 25 to 1773 and encodes 582 amino acids. Lineage: Eukaryota; Metazoa; Chordata; Actinopteri; Labriformes; Labridae. Gene Ontology annotation, biological process: xenobiotic detoxification by transmembrane export across the plasma membrane. Gene Ontology annotation, molecular function: antiporter activity; xenobiotic transmembrane transporter activity. Gene Ontology annotation, cellular component: membrane. The transcript has 16 exons.